AUGGAAGAAAUGAGCCACUCGGUAAGGAAGCGCGCGGCUACCUACAGUGGUACACAAGAGAAACCGGGUGGUAACGUCAACGCUAGACCACCCACACCACCUUUCAGAAAUCAAAAUCCUAAUAACACCCAACGAACACCCCAACAACAAACCCUUCAUCGACAAGCGUCUUUACCCAUCAACCUUGAUGAUCGGAAUGUCAACUCCAAUCGUAGAGGUAAUCGAGAUCGCGGCAAUCCCGCGGAUGAAGACCCAUUUUUCAAUAUCGACGACUUGAGGAAUGCAAUCCCUGAUGAUGAACCUUAUAGUGUUCCCGGUUAUCAAUCGCUGGAACAUGUAAGCAUUCAUACAGAAAACUCGGAUGAUGGUGGUUAUUAUGAUGAUCGAGUGGACGAUGAUGAAGAUUGGGGAUAUAUCAAUCAGGGUAAUGGCUACCAUGCAAGAGGGUACGAAGAUGAAGAUUUUGGCUAUCAAAAUGCCAACUACGUAGGGGAGGACGAUUAUGGUCAUGGGAAUAGAAGGAAUGGUGGUUAUGAGAAUAACCGCCAACCACAAAAUAACAACCAAAGGAAUCGAAAUGACGGGUAUUACAAUAACAAUAAUAAUGGCAACCCUAAUCGGAUUCCUCGUUUUGUGGGGGGUGGCAAUCAAAGAGGUAACCAAGGUAGGAAUCAAGUAAGGGGUGAGAGAAGGGAUGAGAGAUGA
Messenger RNA from Helianthus annuus (common sunflower), 705 nucleotides. RefSeq names its product probable serine/threonine-protein kinase clkA. NCBI's taxonomy places the organism in Eukaryota, Viridiplantae, Streptophyta, Magnoliopsida, Asterales, Asteraceae. The record is from RefSeq and is a predicted model, not a curated record. The coding region runs from base 1 to 705 and encodes 234 amino acids. The transcript has 2 exons.